Copidosoma floridanum is the source of this 612-nucleotide messenger RNA. RefSeq lists its product as uncharacterized. Lineage: Eukaryota; Metazoa; Arthropoda; Insecta; Hymenoptera; Encyrtidae. The record is from RefSeq and is a predicted model, not a curated record.
AUGCCGGAUGGAAAUAAAAUGGAAAUCGAGAACGUACAAAAAAAAAGGUAUAAUCGCAUAGAGUCUACUGAUGAUGAAGAUGAUGAUAAACAAAAGAUAAUCGAAACAGCAACUAAAUCAAAAAAUGAAAGUAUUGAUGGAACCUUAGAUGCAACUCAAUCUGAUGAAAUAAGAACACGUUUUAAGGGUGUUGAACGAGCGAUUUCUCCAGAUGGAUCCGGAGUCGACUACAAAUUUCUAAAAAAAUUUACGGUUGUUACCGACAAAGUUGAGAUUCUAAUGCGGUUUUUAAGUCAAACAACAACAAUUAGAGAGAGCGUCUGGUCUACUUUUGUAAAAUCAGAUGGAUGUUCGAGAUUCAUCAAGAAUUUACUAAGACACUUCUACACUGAAAAGGAGAUAGCCCGUCUAUGUCUGACAAAAACACGAGAGUGCGGGACCAGUAGUGGAAGUCGAAGAGAAGUUAUUCCUGAUGAUACUGUGAAUUGUUUAAAAGAGUGCUUAACCUGGUUUGCAACGCAUAAAACGUCUUUGACAGAAGCUAAAAAAGCGGAGGCCAUCAAAAAUAUGAAUAAGUUUAUAACCGAAGAAAUAAAUUACCAGAUCAAGGAG